This is a messenger RNA of Hippoglossus stenolepis (Pacific halibut), 420 nucleotides long. It is a transcript of the gene rpl36, whose product is annotated as ribosomal protein L36. Gene Ontology annotation, molecular function: structural constituent of ribosome. Gene Ontology annotation, cellular component: ribosome; cytosolic large ribosomal subunit. The record is from RefSeq and is a predicted model, not a curated record. Gene Ontology annotation, biological process: cytoplasmic translation. The transcript has 4 exons. NCBI's taxonomy places the organism in Eukaryota, Metazoa, Chordata, Actinopteri, Pleuronectiformes, Pleuronectidae. Bases 68 to 385 code for a protein of 105 amino acids.
CCGUGUAUUACCCCGCCUCGCUCCUGUUUCAGUCCUUCCGGCCUGACCGCCAUCACAGACAGCAGACAUGGCUAUUCGCUACCCUAUGGCCGUUGGCCUGAACAAAGGCCACCCAGUUACCAAGAAUGUAACUGCUCCCAAGCACAGCCGCCGGCGUGGGCGUCUGACCAAACACAGCAAGUUUGUUCGGGAUAUGAUCCGCGAGGUGUGUGGUUUUGCUCCCUACGAGAGGAGAGCCAUGGAGCUGCUGAAGGUGUCCAAGGACAAGAGAGCUCUCAAGUUUAUCAAGAAGAGGAUUGGAACUCACAUUCGCGCCAAGAGAAAGAGAGAGGAGCUGAGCAACGUGCUGGCUGCCAUGAGAAAGGCUGCUGCCAAGAAGGACUAAUCUGUCUCUCUAAUAAAUGUUUGAUAAACUAUAAA